AGCGGAAACAAGUCGGUCGGCGUGACUGACUACGGACUACUCACAAUGAAUCCUCUCACCAAAGUGAAGCUGAUCAAUGAACUGAAUGAAAGAGAAGCUGAUUUAGGAAUCAAAGAGGCUGUGUCCUGGCAUUCGGUGUAUAAGGACAGCGCCUGGAUCUUUAUCGGUGGAUUCCCAUACGAGCUGACAGAAGGAGACAUCAUCUGUGUAUUCUCUCAGUAUGGGGAGAUUGCCAACAUCAACCUAGUCCGAGAUAAGAAGACGGGCAAAUCCAAAGGAUUUUGCUUCCUGUGCUAUGAAGAUCAAAGGAGCACCAUUCUGGCUGUGGAUAACUUCAAUGGAAUCAAGAUAAAAGGCCGGACCAUACGUGUAGACCACGUUAAAAAUUAUCGACCACCUAAAGACACAGAUGACAUUGAUGAUAUCACAAAACAAUUGAGAGAGGAGGGCUGCGCUCCUAAAGUACCUCUACCACCUUCUUCUGAGUCCGAGUCUGAGGAAGAACACGCCGUACCUGUGAAAAAGCCCAAAAAAGAUAAAAAAGAAAAGAAGAAGAAAAAGAAGGAGAAGAAAGAGAAGAAAAAGGCACUUAAGGAGGAGAGACACGAACCACGCACUGAAACAUCUUCACCUCCCAGAGUUAAGAAGGAGAGGGAGGAUUCGGCGUAUGAGAAGUACGUCGUAAGAGGCCCGAAUGAGCAUAGGAGGGACAGACCCGGACAAGACAGAUCGACGGAGGUGGAGAGAUUCAGAGAGAGACAAGGUGAUGACAGGAGAAGUGAAAGAGACAGACAGACGGGUGAGAGAGACUGGGACAGACAGAUGAGCGAGAGAGACUGGGGUAGACAGACGGACAGAAACAGAGAGGGGAAAAGACAUGAAGACACACAACAGCGCGACAACAGGGAUCGAGGAAGAGGCAGUGAUAGAGAGAGAGAACGAUAUGGAGAUAGGGAGAAAGAGCGAGACAGGGAAAGAGAGAGAGACAGGGAUAGAGACAGAGGGUUUGCCAAACAGAGAUCAUAGUUGGGAAAAAGAGAAAAGACUAAACUAAAAAGAUUUUUUGCACCCUCGGGUUUAUUGGAGAUUACUGUUUUUAUGUACUUGUAAAUAAAUGUUAAUUGUGUUUUUAUAA
Molecule: messenger RNA, 1135 nt
Organism: Triplophysa dalaica
Lineage: Eukaryota; Metazoa; Chordata; Actinopteri; Cypriniformes; Nemacheilidae
Gene: rbmx2
Product: RNA binding motif protein X-linked 2
Exons: 6
Coding region: 46-1026 (326 amino acids)
Biological process (GO): mRNA splicing, via spliceosome
Cellular component (GO): U2 snRNP; precatalytic spliceosome; catalytic step 2 spliceosome
Molecular function (GO): RNA binding
Source: RefSeq, a predicted model, not a curated record